Messenger RNA from Metopolophium dirhodum (rose-grain aphid), 2229 nucleotides. Its product is annotated as zinc finger MYM-type protein 1-like. Gene Ontology annotation, molecular function: protein dimerization activity. The transcript is spliced from 7 exons. Bases 1 to 2229 code for a protein of 742 amino acids. The record is from RefSeq and is a predicted model, not a curated record. Lineage: Eukaryota; Metazoa; Arthropoda; Insecta; Hemiptera; Aphididae.
AUGUCUUCAUCCGAUGAGGAUAUGGUUGUAGCAUUUAUGUAUUUGAGUUCAUUUAUAUUUACGAGAGAAUUAGACCAAGACCCAGCUAAAUUUCAUGGUUUCUAUAGAAUGAGUAUUGAAUGUUUUCAAGAACUAGUAGAACUAAUGAAGACUUCAAUUCAAAAAAAAGAUACCAACUAUAGAAAAGCAGUGUCUGUUGAGGAAAGACUUUUAAUUACAAUAAGAAUAGUACAGUUAAUUUAUUUUUUAACUUCAAUUAAUGUUAGGUUAUUGUAUGAUAUUUAUAUUUUUAAUUAUUUUAUGAUGAGUGAUCAUGUUCAAGAUGUUAAUUUUAUUACUUGUGAGUGUGGCAAACAAGAAAAUAAUAUGAGCAGUUAUAAUUGGCUAUUGCAUAUAGCUUCUUGUGUAGUGCGAAAGUCAAAACUUACAAAUAAAAAUAUAAGCAACUAUUUCUCAAAAACGCCAACAAUCAAUAAAAAUGUUGGGUCAAACGAAAUUAGUGUUGCUGUUGCACCAAUUUCAGAAUCCACAACUUCAUCACAAAAUACUGAUAUUGGAUCAAAAAGAGGAAAUUUAGUUUCAAUAAAUCAAGGACUUCCAUUGUUUUUUAACACACCAAAAACAUUUACUAGCUAUCAACCAAAUGAUACAAAAUUAUCAUCAGUUUCAAACAAUGAAUCACCACCAACAACUCAAUUUUCACCUCAACAAGACAAUUUGUCCAACUUCCACUGUGAUAUAGAUAGGUUACUGGUAAAAUCAUUUGGCGCGCAUACUUAUGAAGACAAAAUGGAUAUUGUUUUGAGAGGGAGGCCUACUCCUAAAUUACCUAAUUUGAAAUCUAAAACUAAAAAUUGUUACCGAUAUUUUAAUGAAUGUUUUUAUAAAACAUGUGACUGGCUUUGUGGUUGUUCGGAUAAAUUGUACUGUUGGCCCUGUUUGCUCUUUUCACAUAGUGAAUCGAAUAUUUGGUCAAAAUAUGGGUUUACUGAUAUGUCUAAUUUUCAUGGGUUAAAAACUAGACACGAAUCAAGUCAGCUACACAUUCAAGCCUUGGUAAAUUUAAAAACUUUUGGGAAUAAUAGGAUAGAUAUUUGUUUAAGUGAAAAUUUAAAAAAAAACAUAAAUAAACAUAAUGAAAAAGUAGAUAAUAAUAGGUAUGUUAUAAGUAAAUUAAUUGAUAUCACUUGUUUCCUUGCCAAACAAGAAUUAGCUUUUAGAGGUCAUGAUGAAAAAUCAAGUUCUUUAAAUAGAGGCCUUUCAAAUGACAUACAAAAUGAUUUAAUUAAUUCUAUAAAAAAUGUUAUAAUUACAAAAAUUAAAAAUGAAAUUAAAGAUGCUGACUUCUUAGCAGUAAUCACGGAUGAAACAACUGAUAUUACAAAAAGAUCACAACUCACAACAGUAUUUAGAUAUGUUAAUGACAAAGGUGUUCAAGAGAGAUUUAUUGGGUUUUCUGAUGUUAGUGCUGAUAGGUCAGCUAAAUCUUUGGCUGAUCAUUUUUUUUCAAUACUUCCAGAGUAUAUAUGUGAUGAGAACAAAUUAGUUGCUCAGACAUAUGAUGGAGCUGCUGUUAUGUCUGGUUCUCAUAAUGGUUUGCAGACUUUGAUAAAACAGAAAUAUAAAAAUGCAAUGUAUAUUCAUUGCUAUGCACAUAAACUUGAUUUAGUUCUUAAGCAGUCAGUGUCUCAUAUUAAGGAAUAUACUAUUUUAGUUAAAACUGAUGAACGAUUUUCUGAAGUAUAUAACUUAAAAUUUAUGGGGUUACUUGAUUUUGAAAAAUUUUCCCAUUACAAAGAUAAUUUUCCUCAGGAUAAAUUUAGUUCACUUAAACAAACAUAUGGUCAGUAUUUUGAAUUUCCAAAGCUAAAGAGUGAAUUGUCAAUUAUAUAUUCAUCUGAUCAGUUUCAUCAAACACAUAUUUAUAAACUUUUAGAAUAUUUGAGGGAAACAGAUUUAACAACUGUUCUACCUCAAGUUACUAAAUUAUGUGCAUUAAUUUUAACCAUUCCUGCAACAAGUGCUUCUGCUGAAAGAUCUUUUUCCGCUUUAAAAAGGAUAAAAACUUAUUUAAGAAAUAAUCAAACUCAAAAUAGACUUUCAAAUUUAUCUUUACUUUCCAUAGAAAAAGAAGUUUUAAUGACUACAAAGUGUGAACCUAAUUUUCAUAAUGAUGUAAUUAAAGACUUUAUAAAACAAAAUAGAAGGAUAGAGUUGUCUUAUAAGUGA